Molecule: messenger RNA, 564 nt
Organism: Meloidogyne enterolobii
Lineage: Eukaryota; Metazoa; Nematoda; Chromadorea; Rhabditida; Meloidogynidae
Source: the annotation of a GenBank genome assembly
GAAAUAGGUGAUGAUGGUUUUGAUGACUAUAGAAAGAAGGAAAAGAAAAGACAAUAUUUAGAAAGGAAGAAGGCUAUCAGAGAACAAAAAAUAUCCUAUACCCCACAGUACCAUAAAGAGGUUACAUAUGUUCCACCACCACCACCACCAUCACAAGGAACAAAAAGGUUACAGUAUAUUAAUAUUGAGGAAGGUAAAAGGAAAAGGAUUGAUGAGUUAGAGCAGAAAAAGGAAAACCUACGAAAAAUAAAAGAGGAUCAAAGGCUAGAAAAUAUUAGGAAAGGGAAAAAGGAAAGGGAAUUAAAAAGAAGUGGUAUAAGAAAACUAAAAAUCCCCCUAGACCAAUCAGCAAUGUUAAAGGCUAGACAAGAGGAUGAUAUUCGAAGGCGUCAAAAGUUAAAACGAAAGUGGCAAGGUCCCGACGAAAGCCCCUUCUUAACGUUAAAGAGAGUCAAACCCGUUACGAAAAAACAAUCCGCAAGAGCAAGCAAAGAAUGGAUGCAGAGGCUUAUAAAAACCAAACGCAAAGCAAGUAACAAAUCAUUUAAACCUUCAUUGUGGUAA